Molecule: messenger RNA, 1703 nt
Organism: Pyricularia grisea
Lineage: Eukaryota; Fungi; Ascomycota; Sordariomycetes; Magnaporthales; Pyriculariaceae
Exons: 2
Coding region: 79-1140 (353 amino acids)
Biological process (GO): folate import into mitochondrion; nucleotide transport
Cellular component (GO): mitochondrion
Molecular function (GO): folic acid transmembrane transporter activity; FAD transmembrane transporter activity
Source: RefSeq, a predicted model, not a curated record
AACAACACAAACUUAACACGAUGACGAACUUGCAAGGCGUCUUUAACAAGAGACAGUAAAAAAAAAAGAGGUGUAUUCAUGGUCGUGGCCAACAAUGCAGGUCGAGAUGGCCUCUCACCUGCCAUGGUCGAGACUGUCGCCGGCCUCUCCGCCGGCACAGUCGCAACGCUCGCCGUGCACCCUUUAGAUAUUGUCAAGACGCGCAUGCAGAUCCAUCGGAGCAAUGCUGCCGCGGCAGCAUCGGCAGCAUCCGCGUCGUCAAAACCAGGCCUCGCACAGCAACCGCCGCCGCUCAGAACCGUGGCGGUGCUCAGGAGCCUGAUGCAGACGGAGAAGCCCAUCGCCGCUCUGUACAGAGGGUUGACGCCCAACCUCGUCGGCAACGCCGCCAGUUGGGCCUCGUUCUUCUUCUUCAAGAAGCGCUGCGAGCAGGCCAUCCUGUCGCUCAAGCAGCAGCAGCCGGCAGCUUCCUCGGACGGGAGCAUUGCAGCUGUCCAUAACGACGACGGCAGCGCCAGGCUCGCGCCCCAAGACUACUUCAUCAGCUCCGCCGCCGCCGGAGCCGCCGUCCAGGUCCUGACCAACCCCGUCUGGGUUCUCAAGACGCGCAUGCUCUCGUCCGACCGCGGUUCCGCCGGCGCGUACCCCAGCAUGUGGGCCGGCGCCGCCCGGGUCUGGCGCGAGGAGGGCCUGCGCGGAUUCUACCGGGGCCUGGGCAUCAGCCUGCUCGGCGUCAGCCACGGCGCCGUCCAGUUCGCCGUGUACGAGCCGGCCAAGAGGCUGUACGUCGCGCGGAGGAGCCGGGGACGCCAUGAUGAUACUGCAGCAGGAGGAAACUCAAUCAUGACCAACGAGGCCACCUUGGUCAUCUCGACGACGGCCAAGCUCUUUGCCGGCGCCGUCACGUACCCCUACCAGGUGCUUCGCAGCAGGCUGCAGAACUACGACGCCGAGAACCGGUUCGGUCGCGGCAUCAUCGGAGUCGCUACCCGGCUGUGGCGGGAAGAGGGCAUCAGGGGCUUCUACCGUGGGUUGGUCCCGGGCGUCGUGCGAGUCUUGCCUGCCACCUGGGUUACUUUCCUUGUUUAUGAGAACACCAAAUACUACCUGCCGAGGUGGACUACAGGCAGCCAAGAAUAAGGGUUUACCUUUGGGGGGGUCUUGGUUUUUUUUUUUGCUUGUUGGCACCCCCUCGCACGUCUCUAUAUCUCUUCCACUCCUAUGUAUUAACACUCUUUGUCUGCUUCUCUAUAUCCCUCUCUCUUCUUUGCCUACUCGCAACACAACAGAGUGGCGCAUCAAACAUGUGGCGUGUCUUUUCACACAGGUUCCGGAGUUCUCGAACCAAAAAUUACACUGGAACACAGCCCCUCUCUCUGGACCCUUAUCCAGCCUUCUAGGGCAUUAUGGGUCUUCUUAGGGCUCUUGGGCCCUCUGGGGAAGCCGAUGCGGUUUACUUGAACCUCAUGGUCUAGAUCGACAGUAGCAACUUGUCCUUUCCAUGGUUGCUAUACCACAUGGUAGCAGAUCGGUGGGGGUUCCGGGGGGUCAAGAAAAAAAAAAAAAAAGAAGGACCGAGAGGCAUCUACCCGUCCCGGAAUAAUUGGACGAAGGGCUGCUCGGCUCAAGAGCGCGUGGCCCCCAUCACAUUAGGAGGGGGGUUUGUAUGAAACAUAGAGCGCAAGCUCGAAUCUUUUACGUCC